Leptinotarsa decemlineata (Colorado potato beetle) is the source of this 1062-nucleotide messenger RNA. RefSeq names its product transmembrane protein 70 homolog, mitochondrial. Gene Ontology annotation, biological process: mitochondrial proton-transporting ATP synthase complex assembly. Gene Ontology annotation, cellular component: mitochondrial membrane. NCBI's taxonomy places the organism in Eukaryota, Metazoa, Arthropoda, Insecta, Coleoptera, Chrysomelidae. The record is from RefSeq and is a predicted model, not a curated record.
UAAAAGUUCUGUUCUCAGAGUAAAAAUAUAAUUUUUAUUACUCUGAGAUUCUGUUAUUUCAAAUCUCAGACUUCCUUCAUUUCUUUCCCCGAUUCGUCUUCUUCUCUUUGAAUUAUGUUAUGUUUUAGCUUUGAAAUUUUGAGGUUAUGUCGCUUUGCUUCAAGUUCUCCGUUCAAGAAUUUUUAAAAAGUUGAACAUGUAUUUGAAACCGUGUUUGCAAAUGUUCCCUGCGGUAACCAGUUCAUUGAGAACUGCUUCAAUUUUCAAGUCUUUACAAGUCUCGCCAAGUUUAAUCACCAUAAGUAGAAAAUAUGAUAUACGCCAUAAAUCUUCAAAACCGCAAAGAACUAUCAAAGAAGUCUACCACGGGGUAUUGACCCCACAAAUAAAAGCAGUUAAGAUAUUUUCAUUGUCUUCAAGCAUCGUUGGUGUAAUUGCACAGCCUUUUUUAUACAAGGAGAUUUUUGCCACAUCCAAUGUCCCCAUCAUUCUUGCUGCAUAUUCCUUUAUUGGAUUUUUCACAGUAGUCACUCCAAUUCUUCUUCAUCUCAUAACGAAGAAGUAUAUCAUCCAGUUGAAUUAUAACAAAGAAACGAAUACCUACAUCGCCAAAACUGUCAACUUUUUCUGUAUACCUAAAGAGACUGAAUUCACACCUGAAGACGUAAAAGUUCCAGACGUACCUGGCAUGUUUACCACGUUCUCUGCUAAAGGAAAAUCUUUUUUCGUAGACCCACGUCUGUUUGAACAGCCUGAACAUUACUCAAAAAUAAUGGGUUAUGAUAAGCCCAUCGAUUUCAAAUUAUAUGAAACAUCUGAAAAUGAUAAAAAGGUGCAAUGAUCUGCGAUUUUUAUGUUUUGUUGGAUAAUGAUGUAAAAUAUUUAUUUUAUGAAUAGAUUUGUAGCGACAAUUUAGCUCUAGUCAAAAGUAGACAGAGAGACUGAUAUUACAGGUCAUCAUUCGUCGUUUCAUGAUGUCUUGGAAAUAGUUUUCCUUUCAUUUGGAAUCCUGUUUUUGAAUUAUAAUUAUCUAAUAUAUCUGGGGUAAUUAUUGAAGUGUUA